AUCAUCGUCACCACAGUGAAAGUUUAACAACUCAAACAGAAACUAAGUUUUAAUAAGGGACUAAUUGGUCACCUGUGAUCUAACUGGGACAAUUUAGUAAUGAUCAUGAUUAUAGGCUAAACUCACUGUUGAAUGCCGCGUUCAUUUCCGUUCUAAGGUCAGAUUCGUGAUGGGUGCAUUCUACCAGCUGAUGUUUCUUCUCUGCACCCUUCGUGAAGUGGCUGUAGUAGGGAUAAGUCUACCAGGAAGUGCCCAAGUCGGUGACCUGUUUAGGCCUAGUCCGCGGGGUGAAUUGGAAUCGCAAUGUAACGUCGAGUUAAAACAACUUUUUGAGAACUUUACAAAUACUUUCGCUUAUGAUGCAAUGGGAAAAGUACCAUCCGGCGUGUUGGUUGGCAACUGGGCUUCACUUGGACACUUUGACGAAUGUCGAUCUAUAGAGGGGUUCAAGUACUGUUUAGCUGAUGUAUAUACUUCAAUAAAUGAAACAGAAAUGGUAAUGAACUCUUUAAGCAAACUCAUUGUAUGUUAG
This is a messenger RNA of Anneissia japonica, 532 nucleotides long. RefSeq lists its product as uncharacterized. Bases 170 to 532 code for a protein of 120 amino acids. Lineage: Eukaryota; Metazoa; Echinodermata; Crinoidea; Comatulida; Comatulidae. The transcript has 2 exons. The record is from RefSeq and is a predicted model, not a curated record.